AUACAUCGUUUUCAUCUCUAACAGUUGUAUAUAUAGAGUUGUUCGUAUUGAACUCUAAUACACCGAAUCCAUUCAUAUACAACUACAAAACAAUGGCAGACACAUCAAACCUUCUCAACUCUGAUUAUCCUCAAACUCAUCCGCUCCUCGAAAAACAUGUCAAAACCUUAGACGAGACAAUAGAACGGUUUAUAGGAAGUUUCGGUUGGGCUCAGUUACAACAAGCUAUAGUUGUAUCUUUCGCAUGGGUUUUUGAUGCACAGCAGACUUUCAUAAGUGUGUUCGCAGAUGCCGAACCAUCAUGGCACUGUACAGAUCCUCGUAUCCAGUCGUGCAACGCGACAAUGAUCUCCAACUUGUGUAAAUUGCCUCGAAAUUCAUGGACAUGGGAUGAACCGAUCCAAACAUCAACAGUCUCGGAAUGGGACCUAUCUUGCUUGGGUCCUGUUAUUGCAGGUUUACCAACGUCAUCUUUCUUCGCUGGUUGUCUACUGGGUGGACUAGUUCUUGCUACUCUAGCCGACUCGUCACUCGGUAGGAAAAAUUUAUUAGUCAUUUCGUGCCUUACGAUGUCUUCAUCAACUUUCUUAACAGCAUUUUCACCUAAUAUUUGGAUCUACUCAAUUUUAAGAUUCGUAACUGGGUUUGGUCGGGCCACAAUCGGUACUUGCUCACUUGUUCUGUCGACAGAAAUCGUCGGGAAAAGUCGGCGUGAUAAAGUGGGUGUUAUUGGAUUCAUUUGUUUCACUCUUGGUUUCUUAUCAUUACCGGCCAUGGCUUAUUUCACAAGAGGGUCUUCUUGGAGGAUGCUCUAUAUUUUAACUUCAAUUCCAACAAUGCUAUAUUCUAUAAUAGUUCAUUUCAUGAUUUAUGAAUCACCAAGGUGGCUAAUGGUGCAAGGAAGAAAAGAAGAAGCCAUUAAUACUUUGAAGAGUAUUGCUUCUCCUGAUUUUUAUGGAACUAAUAACAAUAUAUUGAGCAUAAGUCUAUCUGGUAUAGACAUAUCUGUAGAGCCAGGACAAUGCAAUACAGAUUUAUACUCCUCGAUCAAAAUGUUGUGGGAUAAAAAAUGGGCUUUUAGAAGACUAUCGGCCGUUAUGGUAGUUUCGUUUGGAGUCGGAAUGAUGUACUACGGGAUCCCUUUAGGCGUUGGAAAUUUGGCUUCAAGUCUUUAUUUAAGUGUGACGUUAAACGCGUUAUCUGAGCUGCCAUCAUCGUUAAUCACCUAUUUUCUAAUAGGAACACUGAAAAGGAGAAGUUCAUUGUUGUUUUUCACAAUAUUGAGUGGUGUUUGUAGCAUCAUGUGUGUUGUUAUCCAGGAGGAACAACAAGGAUUGAGAAUCGGUGUUGAGUUAGUAUCAUUCUUUAGCGUGUGUACAGCGUUUAACGUGUUAUUGAUAUACACAUUAGAACUAUUUCCAACUUGCGUGAGGAAUUCAGCAUUGUCGAUGGUGAGACAAGCUCUUGUUUUUGGUGGUAUUUUUAGUCCAAUUUUGAUUGCAGCUGAAAGAGGAGUUGAUGAUAAUGGAUUACUAUCAUAUGGAGUAUUUGGAUUGGUGAUUUUUGUUUGCGGGUUAUUUGUUGUUUGUUUGCCAGAGACAAGAGGUGAGAUCAUUUGUGACACCAUGGAUGAAGAAGAAGAGAAGGCAAAAAAUAUUGUUAAUGAAGCGCCUUAUAAGCAGACAUUGGUAGCUCAUGUGUAGAAUAUCUUGUUAAAGUUUUUGUAUAUGAUU
Molecule: messenger RNA, 1733 nt
Organism: Papaver somniferum (opium poppy)
Lineage: Eukaryota; Viridiplantae; Streptophyta; Magnoliopsida; Ranunculales; Papaveraceae
Product: organic cation/carnitine transporter 3-like
Exons: 1
Coding region: 93-1703 (536 amino acids)
Biological process (GO): transmembrane transport
Molecular function (GO): transmembrane transporter activity
Source: RefSeq, a predicted model, not a curated record